Molecule: messenger RNA, 948 nt
Organism: Naumovozyma dairenensis CBS 421
Lineage: Eukaryota; Fungi; Ascomycota; Saccharomycetes; Saccharomycetales; Saccharomycetaceae
Gene: PTC1
Product: type 2C protein phosphatase PTC1
Exons: 1
Coding region: 1-948 (315 amino acids)
Biological process (GO): protein dephosphorylation
Molecular function (GO): cation binding; protein serine/threonine phosphatase activity
Source: RefSeq, a predicted model, not a curated record
AUGAACACACAGCCACAAGAGGAAACACCAGAAUCAUAUGAAUUAAGUUAUAAGAUUGGAGUAGCUGAGAAUAAAAUUCCAAAUUUCGUAAGACGAUGGAAGAUGUUCAUACAUAUGUUCAAAACUUUUGCAUCAAGGUUAGAUUGGGGAUAUUUUGCCAUAUUUGAUGGACAUGCUGGCUUCCAGGCGUCUAAAUGGUGUGGGUCUAAUUUACAUUCUAUUAUUGAAGAGAAGCUUUUGAAUAAUGAUAAUGAAGAUGGUAGUGCCAAUGUUGAUGUUAGAGAUAUCUUGAAUGAAUCAUUUUUGAUUGUUGAUAAACAAAUCAAUACUCAAUUGGAAGGUAAUAGUGGGUGUACUGCGGCAGUUUGUGUAUUACGUUGGGAAUUGCCUGAUGAUAAUGAUAAUGCUAAUGAUAAUGAUAAUGGUAAAAGCACUGGUAAUGCUGAUGAGAUACAGACAAAUACUAAUAGUAAUAAUAGUAAAGAUUUGAGACAACACAAGAGGAAAUUAUAUACGGCAAAUGUUGGAGAUUCUCGAAUAGUAUUGUUUCGAAAUGGACAUAGUAUAAGGUUAACUUAUGACCAUAAGGCAUCUGAUUUAUUAGAGAUGAAACGAGUGGAGGAAGCAGGUGGACUUAUAAUGAAAAGUCGAGUAAAUGGAAUGUUAGCUGUGACUAGAUCUUUAGGUGACAAAUUUUUUGAUAGUUUAGUUAUUAGUAACCCAUUUACUACGAGUGUUGAAUUAAUCGAUUCAGAUGAAUUUUUAAUAAUAGCGUGUGAUGGAUUAUGGGAUGUUAUUGAUGAUCAAGAUGCAUGUGAAUUAAUACAAGACAUAAAAGAUCCGAAAGAAGCUGCAAAGAAACUUGUUAAAUAUGCCUUAGAAAAUGGUACAACAGAUAAUGUUACUGUCAAUGGUUGUAACGUUGUAAAUAUAUAUGUGUGUACGUAA